GGCGUCGCAGGCGGCACUCGAGGCGGCCGUGGCCGAGACAGUGGCCGCGCAGGCGCGCCGGCGCCGCCUGGUGCAGGCGGAGGCAGAGGCGCGGCGCGCGCGCAAGGAACGGCGGCGCACCGAACAGGAGCUGGCCGAUGCCGAGGACCGGCGCGACCUGGCCGCCGACCGGUUCGACCAGAUGCAGCGAGCAUUGUCCUCUGCGCUUCUGGAGCUGGAGAAGAAGACGACGAAUUACCGCAAGGCCGCCACCAUGCUCAGGACUUAUAUGGGCAUUGAGGUACGCAAGUCCAGCUCCUCCACUGAGGGCGUAGCGGUGCGCGUCAUCACGCUCACCCGUGUCGACGACGCCGACCCGGAGAGGCCGUUCCACAUUCAGUACUCAUCUGACGACCACCAGCUGAAGCUGAUGAAGACCAAGCCGUCGAUCGGCGACCUGACAGACCUGCAGGAGGCGCUGGCAGCGGGCGGCGACCUGGGCGCCUGCAUCGCGCAGAUUCGUGCCCGCUUCCGCCUGGUGGUGCGCCAGCAGGCGGCGCGGCGUCAGAGGCGGGCGGCGGCCCGCUCCGCCGGCCCGGCCGGCCAGCCGCAGCCGGCCGUCGUCACGUAAGGCGGGCGCGGCCUCACGCUGGAUACGGCUGACGAGACGGACACCAAAUGCGCCGUGUGUGGUGCUGGUCUCACGUGGUGAUCGUGACAGCGGUUUGGCCAUGUGUGACGGUUCGGCUGGCGGGACGGCGGUGGCCGUCAGGGCCGAUGCUGGAUCUGAAACUGGGGGCGGUGGCGAGCACGGCUGAUGCCUGUAAAGCCGAGCACGGCCGAUGCCUGUGGUGCCGAGUACGGCCGCCACCGUGUGGUGCCGGGUACGGACGAUGUCUGUGGAGCCUAGUACGGCCGAUACCUGUGGUGCCGAGUACGGACGAUGCCUGUGGUGCCGAGUACGGCGAUGCCUUUGGUGCCGAAUAUGGACGAUACCUGUGGAGCCUAGUACGGCCGAUACCUGUGGUGCCGAGUACGGCCGAUGCCUGUUGUUCCGAGUACAGCCGCCGCCGUGUGUUGCCGAGUACGACCGACGCCGUGUGGUGCCGGGUACGGACGAUGUCUGUGGAGCCUAGUACGACCGAUACCUGUGGUGCCGAGUACGGACGAUGCCUGUCGUGCCGAGUACGGCGAUGCCUGUCGUGCCGAAUAUGGACGAUACCUGUGGGGCCGGGUACGGCCGAUACCUGUGGUGCCGAGUACGGCCGAUGCCUGUGGGGCCGAAUAUGGACGAUACCUGUGGUGCCGUGUACGGACGAUGCCCGUGGUGCCGAGUACGGCCGAUACCUGUGGUGCCGGGUACGAACGAUGCCUGUGGUGCCGAAUAUGGACGAUGUCUGUGGUGCCGAGUGCGGAUGAUGCCUGUGGUACUGAGUACGACCGACGCCGUGUGGUGCCGAGUACA
Molecule: messenger RNA, 1444 nt
Organism: Pollicipes pollicipes
Lineage: Eukaryota; Metazoa; Arthropoda; Thecostraca; Pollicipedomorpha; Pollicipedidae
Exons: 4
Coding region: 182-610 (142 amino acids)
Biological process (GO): chromosome segregation
Cellular component (GO): Ndc80 complex
Source: RefSeq, a predicted model, not a curated record